AUGUCUAGUCCUCCCGGUUCGAUUCCCAACAGUCGACCCGUCGGGAGGCCAGUUCGAAGGCGAACAAGGGCCUCGAGGCGAACCCCUCCUACCUUGGUGAGCACGGAUAUCGAAAAUUUCCGAGCCAUGGUUCAACAUUUCACUGGUGGACCUACUGCUUCGGCGGCGGGACCUCCUGUGCCGGGACCUCACCUUUGUGAACCGAGUCUCAGGUUUGGUUUCGGAGAACGGCAACAACACCAUGUUAAUGUUGGUAAUUCCCUAAUGGCUCCUCAGGUUGAUGUGUCUUAUUUGCAAUAUCAACAACAAAUGGUGCCUCAAUCCCAGCACGAAAACCAGGCCUAA
Molecule: messenger RNA, 345 nt
Organism: Hibiscus syriacus
Lineage: Eukaryota; Viridiplantae; Streptophyta; Magnoliopsida; Malvales; Malvaceae
Exons: 1
Coding region: 1-345 (114 amino acids)
Source: RefSeq, a predicted model, not a curated record